This is a messenger RNA of Tetrahymena thermophila SB210, 927 nucleotides long. Its product is annotated as carrier protein. The record is from RefSeq and is a predicted model, not a curated record. Gene Ontology annotation, molecular function: S-adenosyl-L-methionine transmembrane transporter activity. The transcript is spliced from 2 exons. Gene Ontology annotation, cellular component: mitochondrial inner membrane. Lineage: Eukaryota; Ciliophora; Oligohymenophorea; Hymenostomatida; Tetrahymenidae.
AUGGCAGCCAUAGCUCAAGAAAAAACUCAACCUUAAUACAAUCCAUUAAAGCUCGCAGCUUGCAGCAGUUUAGGAUAUUGGAUCGCUGAUAUGAUUAUGUAUCCAUUAGAUACAAUUAGUACUAAAAUUAAGGCCCACACAGCAGAAUUUUUAUCAUUUAAGCAAGGAUAUAAAUAAGUUAUUAAAGGAGAAGGAUUCAAAGGAGUUUUUAGAGGAUUUUCAACAACUUUUCCCUGCAGUUUUGUACCCUCAUUACUUUAUUUCUCUUCAUAUGAGACUAUGAAUAAGUAUGGUAUGAGUUUAAUAAAAAAAGUAUAAAAUGAAAAUAUUUCAACUGCUUUAAAAAUAUGUAUGCCUUUAUUAACAUCUUCUUUGGCUGAAAUUGUCUGUUUAAUCCCAUACAUGCCAUUUGAUGUCGUUAGAACACGUCUUUAAGUGAAUGAUACAAACUUUUAAUAUACCAGUGUUUUAUAAGGACUUAAAGAUGUAUAACAAAAAGAAGGAUUCUUGAGGCUCUACAAAGCCAGCCAUAUUUAUAUAGCAACAACUACCAUGCAAACAGGUCUAUUGUUUUGGUUUUAUGAAAUGUAAAGAUUUUUCUUACUCCAUAAUACAUAAAGCGAAGACGGUAGACAUAAAUUAACUAUCAAAUAAAGUAUUUUAGUCAGUUUAUCCAGUUCUUUACUUUCUACUUUCAUGGUUAACCCAUUCGAUUUAAUUUUGACUAGAUAUUAAGUUAUUGAUUCUAGUAAACAAAAACUAUCUGUGAGAAAAAUUACUAAAGAUUUAAUUAAGAAUGAAGGCUACAUAGCUUUCUUCAAAGGAUUAACACCUCGUCUAUUAAUUUCUUGUGCUAACUCAGUUCUAUUUUUACCUGUUUAUGAACACUUUAAAAGUCUCUAUGGAAUAGAUAUAAGUGAAAAUUGA